AUGUCUGAGGUGAAGAGUCUCUGGUUGAUGACCAAGAAGAAUAAUGGGAGGUUCCGUGUGCUGGGUCCUUCUGACCCUCUGAGUGUCCAGCUUGGUGGCUCAGUGAUGUUACCCUGCUAUGUUGAAACUCCUCUACCGAUGGAUGAGCUGGAAGUGGAGUGGAAGAGAACCGACACUUUAGUUCAUUUGUGGCAGAAUGGACAAAGUGAACCAGAGUCUCAGAACCAGGAUUAUAGACAACGAGCACAUUUCUUCUCUGAGGAGGUCAAACAUGGAAACUUCUCACUCUUACUUACUAAUGUAACCAGUAAAGAUGCAGGAGUUUACAGAUGUGUGGUUUAUACAGAGAAGGAAUCUGAUGAAGCUUCAAUUGAAAUAAAGGAAGCAGAUCAUCUGAUUGUAACUGGAGGUCACGCUGUAUCUGCUCACGCUAGUGAAGACGUCACACUGAAUUGCUCAAUCAAAUCUCAUUUACCACUAGAACAGAUAGAACAGAUUGAGUGGAGGAAAGUGGAUGAAAGCAUCUUAGUUCUGCUGUAUGUAAAUGGUGAGGUUCUGACAGACUCCAGUGAUGAGAGAUACAGAGACAGAGUUGAGCUCUUCAGCAAUGAAGAAGUUCAGAAAGGAAACUUCUCACUGAGACUGAAGAACGUCAGAACUGAGGACAAAGGGCGGUUCAUGUGUGUAGCGUUUCAUGGAGAUUUAUCAGCUAACACCACUGUGGAGGUGCAGCAGCUUGAUUUCAGCUUCUCCAUGAUCUAA
Trichomycterus rosablanca is the source of this 762-nucleotide messenger RNA. Its product is annotated as butyrophilin-like protein 2. Gene Ontology annotation, biological process: negative regulation of T cell proliferation; positive regulation of T cell proliferation; immune response. NCBI's taxonomy places the organism in Eukaryota, Metazoa, Chordata, Actinopteri, Siluriformes, Trichomycteridae. Bases 1 to 762 code for a protein of 253 amino acids. The record is from RefSeq and is a predicted model, not a curated record. The transcript has 4 exons. Gene Ontology annotation, cellular component: external side of plasma membrane.